GUCAAUAAUUCUGAUACUCGGCAUUCAGUGCGUAUACACAACACAGUACAGCCCUUUGAGCCUACGUGGAAACGCACAAUUUUCAUCGUAAACACAAUGCAAACGUUUUUUUUUAACAAAUACAUUUCCUAGAAAUUAACAAUACGGCAUUUUGUAAUCAUGAAAUUGAUAGGAGUUUUAGGUUUAUUGACAUUAAUCGCAUUGAAUGUUGACAUUGUGUCGGCAUGGGACCAAGACGAGAUAGAAAUAUACGAUUUGGUUGAAGAAAUUGGUAUUGAGAAAAACUUUUACACCAUCCUUAAAGUUGAACAGACAGCCACAUCAGCUGAAAUUCGUAAAGCAUUCCGUCAAUUAUCGGUUGUACUGCAUCCAGACAAAAAUGACGCUGAAGAUGCCAAUGUUCAGUUCCGGAAUUUAGUUUCGGUUUAUGAAGUCCUCAAAGAUCCAUCCAAACGUGAAAAGUACAAUAAAGUGCUGAAAGAUGGUUUGCCCGAUUGGAGAUCAGCCAUGUAUUAUUAUCGGCGCUAUCGCAAAAUGGGUCUGGCCGAAAUGGUCGGUUUGGUAUUUGUCAUUUUCACCAUUGGACAGUAUAUUGUUGCUUGGGCUGUUUAUGCCGAAAAGAAAUACACAGCGGAAGAGAUUUUCGGCUCAAAACUCCGAAAAUUGCAGAAAAAAAAUAAAACUGCUGUGAACAUAGAUGAAUUGUUGAAUCAAAUACCGACACCGAGCAUAAAGAAUACGCUUCCAUUUCAAAUAGUUCGCGGUGUUUGGAACACUCCACGGACAAUCAAGAAUUUCUUCACCGAUAUUAACGAGUACAAAGAGCAAAUGCGUGAGGAAAAACGAAGAGAGGCUGAGGAAGCUGAACAACAGCGAUUACUUGAAGAAGAGUUGGCCAAAGAAAAGGAAGCAAAGAAAGAAGGAAUGCGAAAGCGAAAGCCCGCAUUCAAAGCCACGGAGAAGACCGAUGAAGAGCUGAAGGGAUAUUCAAAAUUGAAUAUGAAUUUGACAAAAGGAACCGGUGUGAAGGCAGUCGAGGCAAAGGCGCCAGUGUUGAGUGGUGGUUUUUGGACGGAUGAUGAUUUGUCCGAGUUAACGCGGCUCACGAAAAAGUAUCCAAAUGGCACUCUGUCCCGAUGGGAAGUGAUCGCUGGACAUAUGAAUCGAUCUGUGCACGAAGUGACGUUCAUGGCGGCCAGACUAAAAGAGCCAGGCCAGCGACCUGACAGUGUAGCCGAAGCGAUCGUUCAAGAAGCUACGAAGAAAGCGAAAAAAAUUGCAACCGAUGACAAAGCUCAACCAGCAGAGGCCGUAUGGUCACAGGAGCAACAGAAACUUCUCGAAACUGCCAUAGUUAAGUACCCAAAGACGACUGCUGGCGAUCGAUGGCAAAAGAUCGCAAACACGGUACCAGGAAAAACGAAAGAAGAGUGUUUGGCUCGCUACAAGUAUCUUGUACAAAAAGUCAAAGAACAGAAAUUGAAAGAGGCAUCAACGCAGCUAGAGGCAGAAGAAAAGGUAGAAAAAUCGGAAACAGAAAGAGUUGAAAGUGUGGAGCAGCCAGAGGAAGAAGAAGAAGAAGUCAAAGAUGAAGCCGAAGAAGAACCCGAACCAGAACCAGUUGCUGAAAAGAAAAGUGGCGGCAAACCACGAAACAAACGAAAAGAACGCAAAAAGCGAAUGGAGUUCUCAAGCGAUGAAGAAGAUAACUAUAGUUAUGAGUAAAACGAUGAAAAAAUUUCACUUUUGAGUGUAUCAAUAAAACGAAUUUCAAAUC
Molecule: messenger RNA, 1777 nt
Organism: Sitodiplosis mosellana (orange wheat blossom midge)
Lineage: Eukaryota; Metazoa; Arthropoda; Insecta; Diptera; Cecidomyiidae
Exons: 6
Coding region: 160-1725 (521 amino acids)
Cellular component (GO): endomembrane system
Source: RefSeq, a predicted model, not a curated record